Molecule: messenger RNA, 2043 nt
Organism: Gossypium raimondii (Peruvian cotton)
Lineage: Eukaryota; Viridiplantae; Streptophyta; Magnoliopsida; Malvales; Malvaceae
Product: tRNA-specific adenosine deaminase TAD3
Exons: 10
Coding region: 633-1874 (413 amino acids)
Biological process (GO): tRNA wobble adenosine to inosine editing
Cellular component (GO): cytoplasm; nucleus
Molecular function (GO): tRNA-specific adenosine-34 deaminase activity
Source: RefSeq, a predicted model, not a curated record
UGGUUUAGACAAUGUAAAAGAAAAUAUUUAGGUACCACAAUCAGAAAAUGGUACACUCUUUGAACAAAUCAUGUUUUUAAGACAUAUGGUCGAAUUUGAUAUCAUCUGAUAUACCAUGCAAAUCAGAGCCUGGUUUACGGCAAAUGAAGAAUGAGAAAAGCCAUUGCUGACGAAAUUCUUAGUUCUUAGCUCCCAUUAUCACAUGCUGCUGUCUCUUUAGAUUGUUUCCCCCUCUAAAACAAGGUAUUAUACUACAUACAUUUUUAUGUUUUAAGAGAUGCCAGCCAGUUGAGGAACCAGAGAACCUGAAAACCGCUAAAUCCAAACCCCAUGACAUUGAAGUCCAGGCCCACUUAAACCCUAAACUCAAGACCUUCCUGUUUGAUUUCCGCCGCAGCGCCGUCUCUUGAGUAACCAUCACCAUCACGGCCUCCGCCGUCAUAGCCUCCUUGGAGACCACCAAAUCCUCCGCUUCCUCCACCGCUGUUGUACCCACCGUUUCCUCCUCGAAGUACACCGCCGUUUCCCACGUUACAGCAAAGUUCUAGGGAUUUUGGGCAGCACAACUUUGCUGAAGUUGAAAUCUUGGAACCAGUUGCUCUGUUGGAGAAGCCCAUAUUGGUUCCUUGACAAUGAACAAGCAGCUGCAGCAAAUCAUCCAUAUUCCACCCAACCCCCCUGUUUCCCCCACCCACCAACCCACCGAAAAGGUUUAUGCUGCCUUAAUUGAACCGAAGCAUGCCAAUACUAUCAUAAGGCGGCUUAAUCAGAUUGCACCCCUUCAAAAUCUCCAGCAUUUGAAGCGGAUUCAGAAAAAGCAACUCCAAGGGGGAAAACCAGAGUUGUAUGUCGUAUUAUGUUUAGCUUCUGAAAAUGAAACAAAAUCCAAUAGAAUGCCACCAGAUGUGGAAGAUAUCGUCAAUUCCUACCACUUGACUCCUUUCAUUACUGAAGUUAACAAAUAUGCUGCAUUAUCAAAGGAAGAGUGGGAAGAACAGUGCAAACUAUGGCCAACCUCAUACCAUCCACCAACCUACAAUAUUCCUGGCAUUACUGGAUUUAGUGAGGAGGAUUCUAAAGCAGUUUUCAAUUUUAUGAAGUCUACAGUAGAGUUGGCGAAAUCUGGUGAUCAUUUGAUUGUCAAUGCUGCUAUGAUAGUGGAUCCAUUAGUUGGGCAGAUAAUUGCAAGUGCAUGUGAUGAAGUCUGCUCUUGGCAUACGGGAACAAGCAAAGCAAAGACUGAAACCUGUGACUUUAAACAGUUAGAAGGAUUCACUUCUCAUGUUGAUGCGAACAUCACAGCAAAAGAUAUAACUUUCCUUUCAAAUGGGUCAGCUAACAAUCUCCAACAAUGUUACAAGGCAGUAUCUUGUUUAAACCCUUGGUGGUUUGCACAACAAUCAUUCCAUUCAAGUCCUUGUUAUUGUCACCCAUUACGACAUGCUUCCAUUGUUGCUAUAGAAGCUUCUGCUGCCAGGGACAGACAUUUGUUCCCUGGUUUUGGGCAUAAUGAGAAGUCAUAUGGAGUUGAUUGUAAUUCUUCUUCCUCAGUUUCUCUAGCAAAGAGACAAAGGGUCGACCUUGAAAAUGUAAAAAAUAGUGGGGAGCAGGAUGCUAAUACUGAAGGUUCAAACUCCUUAGGAAGGCCGUAUCUGUGUACUGGCUACGACAUCUAUCUUAUCUGGGAGCCUUGUGCAAUGUGUGCCAUGGCUCUUGUUCAUCAAAGAAUUAGGCGCAUAUUUUAUGCAUUACCGAAUCCUGAAACUGGGGCAUUGGGAAGCGUUCAUAGGUUACAGGGUGAGAAAAGCUUAAAUCAUCACUAUGCAGUUUUCAGAGUGGUCAUGCCUGAACUUGAAUUUCCAGUAGAAAGAUAGCUCUUGUGAUAUUUCCUGCUGACCUGUUCGAUGCCAUUUUUCUUUUACAAUUUUCUAGAAAUUCAUCUUGUAUUGUUAUUUUUUGUUAUGGAAAUUGUAAUGCUAAUUGAUAUUGAAACUGUAACUGUAAUUGAGUGAUGAUAAUACUAGUAGAUCCAAGUUAAUUUUA